Molecule: messenger RNA, 690 nt
Organism: Paramecium pentaurelia
Lineage: Eukaryota; Ciliophora; Oligohymenophorea; Peniculida; Parameciidae
Source: the annotation of a GenBank genome assembly
CAAUGUAAAAUCCAAAUUUCAUGCCUAUUCUCCUUUACACUUAACCUACAGGAUAUCCCUAAUAUUAUCCCAUGUACUAUAUGCCAAUUAUGCCAAAUUAUAUGAUACCUCAAUAUCAAAGCUCUUAAGAACCUGAAAUAAAUUAGAUAAUCUCAAAAUCUAGUGAUUAAAGUUCAUUUUCUAAUCAAAAUUUUGAUCCAAACAAUCAAUUAAACUUUUAAUCAAUAAAACAAAAUAAUAAUGAAAUUGCAGUUGAAAAUAAUGAAGAAAUUUAAACUAAUACAGAAUCAAAUAAACCGAAAUAAAAAUCUGGAAAAAAGAAGAUUAAUCUCUUACAAAAAUCUACUAAUAUUUAGAAAAACUAUGCAAAAGCAAUCGUCUCUUAUGCUUGCGGACAGAGAGUUCUAAUAAUAAACACUUUAGGAAAAAAGAAGGGAAUUGAAUUCUUAAAAAUAAUUAAUCAACUCAAAAAUAAGUUAAAAAAUAUUAAUCACAUAAAGAACUAUACUUAGAAAGAAUCAUUCUUAAGCAUGUUCAGAAUAUUGGGGUAAAUUUUUAAUAUUAAUAUUUUUAGUAAUAAAUUCUUGAAAAAUGAAGCCGUUAGUUACAUUUAUCACUCAAAUAUUCAAUAGAAAAGUUGUCAUCUUAAACACUUAAAGAUGAUUGAGCAAAACUUAUUGAAGUGCUGAU